AGACUGUUGUUAGUUUUUAUUUUUUGGAGAUUUUUUUUAUUGAUUAUUGAAUUACUGUUAUGGAUUUGGGCGAAAGUCUUGAGGAUGAACAGAAAUUUGUUAUUUAUAAAUACGACGACUUAUUUAGUGAAAGUUUUCCUUUAAUGAAAGAAAUACGCCGGUUGGGGAAAUUAACUGAUGUGACAUUAAAGGUCGAAGAACAGACAUUUUCAGCUCACCGGAUAGUGUUAGCAUCGACGAUUCCUUACUUUUACGCGAUGUUUACUAAUAACAUGGCUGAAAGUCGUAUUAAGGAAAUUACUAUGAAAGAGAUCGAGCCUAGUGCUUUGGAAAGUUUGAUCAACUUUGCGUACAGUGGACAGGUGCGCAUCGAUAAUCAAAAUGUCCAAAGUUUGAUGGUCGGUGCUUCGUUUCUUCAAUUGCUUAAGGUCCGUAACGCUUGCGCCGAUUUUCUCAUUUCACGAUUCCAUCCUCAUAACGUUUUGGGCAUAAGAAUGUUUGGGAAUACGAUGAGUUGUACACAUCUCAUACAAGCGGCCGAAAAGUAUAUCGAUCAAAAUUUUACAAAAGUUUCGCAAUCGGACGAAUUUCUAGCACUAGAUUUCGAUGAACUAAUUGACUUAAUUAAACGUGACGAACUUAAUGUAAUCUCUGAAGAGGUUAUAUUUGAAGCCUGUAUGAAAUGGGUAAAGAAUGGGGAAGAAAAACGCGCAUCCAUGUUUCCACAAGUGCUGGCUCAAGUGCGUUUACCUUUGUUAUCACCUCAAUUUUUGGCAGAUCGAGUGGCCCGGGAAGAACUUAUAAGAUCUUCGCAUCAGUGUCGAGAUUUAUUGGACGAAGCUAAAGAUUUUCACUUAAUGCCAGAGAGAAGGGGACUUUUGCAGAGUUUUCGAACUAGACAGCGAGGAGAGUUUAUAUCCGGACAAAUCUACGCUGUUGGUGGUCUGGCUAGCAACGGAGAGUCGGUUAGUACAGUUGAGAUUUAUGAUCCCUAUGAAAAAAGAUGGCGCAUGGGGGAACAAAUGUCUAUGAUGAGAUCUCGUGUCGGUGUUGCUGUUAUGGAUGGAAAAUUGUACGCUUUCGGAGGAUUUAAUGGCUCUGAACGACUAUCUACUGUAGAGGUGUAUGAUCCUAGAAAGAAUAUUUGGACACAAGGAAGUGCAAUGAAUUGUAAAAGAAGUGCUGUUGGGGUGGCCGCAUUAAAUGACUGCAUUUAUGUUUGUGGCGGCUACGAUGGUGUAACAAGUUUAAACACGGUCGAAUGUUACUGCCCGAAAACAGACAUAUGGAAGACCGUAGCUCCUAUGGUGAAAUAUAGGUCAGCCGGCGGUGUUGCGGCUGUAAAUGGUUAUGUUUACGCGUUGGGAGGACAUGAUGGACUGUCUAUAUUUGAUUCCGUAGAACGUUAUGAUCCGGUUAAUGAUGUCUGGCAUAAAAUGAAAUCUAUGUUAAAUCGUCGCUGCCGUUUAGGUGUGGCUGCUUUGAAUGGUAAACUGUACGCUUGCGGAGGAUACGAUGGAAAUUCAUUUCUACGCUCUGUUGAAGUUUAUGACCCUAUCAAGAACUGCUGGUCUUUAGUGACGCCUAUGAAUUGUAAGCGUAGUCGUGUCGCCCUUGCGGCCAAUAUGGGCAAAUUAUGGGCGAUCGGUGGUUACGAUGGAGAAACUAAUCUCUCUACGGUAGAAGUUUAUGAUACAGAAACAGAUGAGUGGUCAUUUGUACCAUCUAUGUGCGCCCAUAGCGGAGGAGUUGGAGCUGGAGUAAUACGUAGUGAAAAAUGUUUCAUUUCUAAAACUUAGAUAAAUUCCAUCUGCCUCAAUCCAUGUUGGCAUGAGAUAAUGUCAUUUCAAAAAAAAUCGUUAUAAGAUCAAAACCUCUAAUAUAUGCUUACAUUCCAAAAUUUAGUUUAGGAAACUUAGACGAAGAACUCAAUUUUGGAUAAGCAUCAA
Molecule: messenger RNA, 1949 nt
Organism: Glossina fuscipes
Lineage: Eukaryota; Metazoa; Arthropoda; Insecta; Diptera; Glossinidae
Gene: KLHL18
Product: kelch-like protein 18
Exons: 6
Coding region: 60-1799 (579 amino acids)
Molecular function (GO): protein binding
Source: RefSeq, a predicted model, not a curated record